AUGGCAUCCGUCAGCUUUGUAGCCUUUCUGCUCCUUCUCUUCUGCCUGGGUGGCUACUCAGUUCCUGCCUACCUCCGCGCCGAUCAUCAAUCACCACGCUCCUACGCCGCGAUUGGGGAUUCUUACGCUUCGGGAGCUGGAGCGGGCACACCCGGAUGGCCACCAUAUGCAGACUUCCGGUGUGGGCGUUAUUCUGACGCGUAUCCCAUCCAAGUCGCCAACAACUCUCUGAUCAACAUCGACAAGUCCAGAUUCAAGCACCUUGCAUGUGGCGGGUUGACUAGCACCGUCAUCCUGCGAGACCAGGUCCCUUAUAUCGGCGACUCGGACCUUGUUACCCUGACGGCCAGCGGGAAUGAUGUCAACUUUUUUGUGGUUUUGAAUGAGUGCGUCUAUCAUUGGCAGCCGUCGAUUGGCUGUGAAGCCCAGCUUGUCAAGGCCCGAGAAAUCAUCGAGACAACGGCGCUUCAAAAUCUCGAGAACAUCAUCUCCGGAGCCGUCCGGAAUCUGAAACCCGGCGCGCUUCUGGUCGUUACUGGCUAUGCUCGGUUUUUCAAUGAGGACACGGACUAUUGCGACACUGCCACCUUCAGUCAAACCAGGCCAUUGGACUACCUGACUAAAUCCAAGAGAAGGGAACUCAACCAGCUGGUGAUGAUGUUGAACGACGUGAUCAAAGCGACGACAGAGCUUCAUGGCGCUGUUUAUCUGGAUAUUGAUGGUGCCUUCGAUGGCCACCGGUUUUGCGAGCCCGGGGUCGAGGAACCACAGAUUGACAGGAGCGCUACUUGGUUCUUCAACAUGCCUCCGCCCAAGGCUGCAGAGUCCCUUGGAGGCUCUACGUCUCAAAACCCUUUGGGUGACGAAGAGGGUAUGCCUGACCCUCAAGUCGUUCCUGAAUGGCCGGAAAUGAAAAAGUGGAGGGUUUUCCAUCCUACUGGUCCUGGACAUCAUGGCAUCUCGGAGGUGGUUGUGGGGGAGAUUGUCCGCCGUUCGAGCCCUCAUCGCCGUGAAUAA
Molecule: messenger RNA, 1017 nt
Organism: Cladophialophora psammophila CBS 110553
Lineage: Eukaryota; Fungi; Ascomycota; Eurotiomycetes; Chaetothyriales; Herpotrichiellaceae
Exons: 1
Coding region: 1-1017 (338 amino acids)
Biological process (GO): triglyceride catabolic process
Molecular function (GO): triacylglycerol lipase activity
Source: RefSeq, a predicted model, not a curated record